AGGCCACUGCAAUCGAUGUGCUCGACGGGCGACUUUUUCAUCCUGAAUCAGGACCAUGAAUGGAUUGCAGAGAGAAUCGAGCGGCGUGUGGAGGUAAACAUGGAGAAGAACGUUGGGUCGCUGCAGGAGCAGGCUAUGAAGAGGAAAGAGAGGCUAAAGGCGCUCAGAGAUAAACAGCUUUAUGGGCGAGAUCAGGAAGAUGGGGAGCCAGAGAACAAAAAGGCCACGCUGGAGGAGACCACUGAACAGAAGCACAGAGAGCUGAAACUGAGGAAUUAUACCCCAGAGGACGAAGAGCUGAAGGAGAGGCAGGUGCCCAAAGCCAAACCUGCAUCAGUGGAAGAUAAAGUAAAAGACCAGCUAGAGGCAGCUAAUCCAGAGCCCAUCAUUGAAGAAGUGGAUUUGGCCAACCUUGCUCCAAGAAAGCCAGACUGGGAUCUAAAGCGUGAUGUGGCAAAGAAGCUGGAGAAGCUGGAGAGGAGAACACAGAGAGCCAUCGCCGAGCUCAUCCGGGAUCGUCUGCGAGGCAGUGAGGAAGAGUUAGCCGGAGCAGUGGGAGCAGUCAGAGAAGAGGAGGGAGACUCGGACUGAAUCCAAAAUGUGACAGGAGAAAAGAGAAGACAACAACAACAACAAGGAUGGCCUCAGUUUACUGACGCUGUACCGUCACGUCUGUGCUGCGUGAACAGAGACGCCUGGUUCCAUCGAGUAAAGUCAUGUUUCCUGUCCUCGUGUUGUUACAUGUGAAUAUGUAGUAACACAUUCUGUAUAUGUGGAUAUUGAGCUGCAUUGUUUAUGCAAUAUUUUGUUGUAUUUUUAUAUCAUCAAGUAAAAUAAUGUGGAUUUUUCAAACGCC
Stegastes partitus (bicolor damselfish) is the source of this 856-nucleotide messenger RNA. It is a transcript of the gene ccdc12, whose product is annotated as coiled-coil domain containing 12. The record is from RefSeq and is a predicted model, not a curated record. NCBI's taxonomy places the organism in Eukaryota, Metazoa, Chordata, Actinopteri, Pomacentridae. The transcript has 7 exons. Gene Ontology annotation, cellular component: post-mRNA release spliceosomal complex; U2-type spliceosomal complex. The coding region runs from base 16 to 591 and encodes 191 amino acids.